This is a messenger RNA of Dryobates pubescens (Downy woodpecker), 1929 nucleotides long. It is a transcript of the gene PRDM14, whose product is annotated as PR/SET domain 14. Gene Ontology annotation, biological process: regulation of transcription by RNA polymerase II. The record is from RefSeq and is a predicted model, not a curated record. Gene Ontology annotation, molecular function: protein binding; RNA polymerase II transcription regulatory region sequence-specific DNA binding. The transcript has 7 exons. Bases 1 to 1929 code for a protein of 642 amino acids. Gene Ontology annotation, cellular component: nucleus. NCBI's taxonomy places the organism in Eukaryota, Metazoa, Chordata, Aves, Piciformes, Picidae.
AUGGAGCAACUGCCGUAUGCUAACCCCGGACACGGGCUAAGAGCGGGCACCAGCCCCAAGCCCAUCUCUGCAGCCCUGAGACGCUGCAUAGGGCCGGUGGGUGCUGCUGGGGGGUAUGGGGAGCAUCCCUCCCGCACCCUGCGCGGAGGAAAAGGAGAAUGGGGCUGGCGGCGGGGCAGAGGUGGCCGGGAGGGGCGCUGGGGGGUCCCUCUAGCCUCGACGAGCCGAGGUGCCGCUCCAGGCGUGGCCGCGGCUCCGCCCCGGGGUAGGGUCGCCAGCCGGAGCAGACACACCACCACCCCCCCAGCCCAUAUAGCCCUGAAGGUGGUGGCUGCUCCCCUUCCCCCGACGGCGCCGGGCAGCGAUCGGCGGCUUCAUCCCGACCCUGCGCUGGCAGCUCCCGGGUGUCUGCCCUUCGCGUCUCGCCCCUCAUCUGCCAUGGCUCUGUCCGUGCCCGGCGAGACCUGCCCCGGGGACGGCGGGGACGUGCCCGGGGUGAGCCCCGCCAGCUUCGCCGCCUUCUACUCCUCGUUCCUGCCUCCCGCCCCGUACUUUGAGGCUUCCUCCGACUUCUUCCAGCUCCCGAAAUCCCUGGGGGGGUUGCUCCCCGCCUCUCCACCGCUGACCCCCUUCACCUUCAGCAGGGUCCCCUCUCUCCUGAGCCAGCCGCCCGCGCUGCCCCCAGCUGAGCCCUUCCCCGAUCUCCCCCUGCCCCUCUACGCCAGGCCGUCUAUUCACGGCCCACCCCGGGAGGACUCGCCCCUUGGUGCGGGAGUCCUGGACUCAGUGCCACUGCUCUGCCCGAGCUCCCCGCGCAGGGCUGCCCGCAGCCCGGAGGAGCCCGGCCGGUACCGUUUCAGCGAGGAGCAGCUCCAGGCCGUGCUCUACGGGACGCUCCGCAGCCAGCCGGCCGGCAGCCUGCACGCCAUCUCGGGGCUCCGCCUGCCCCCCGAUAGCCCGGGUGCUGCGGACUCCUGCCCGUUGCUCGACAGGGACGCGCUGCAGCUGCCUGAAGGGCUGUCGGUGCUGCGGGUGGCCUAUGGGGACGUGUCUCAGCUCGGCGUGUUCUGUACGGACCCCAUCCCCAAAGGAGUCCGCUUCGGCCCUUUCCAGGGCAGGGUGGUGAACACCAGCGAGAUCAAGACUUACGACGAUAACUCGCUGAUGUGGGAGAUCUUUGAAUACGGCCGCCUGAGCCACUUCAUCGACGGGAAGGGCACCUCCGGCAACUGGAUGUCGUUGGUGAACUGUGCCCGGUUCCCUGAGGAGCAGAACCUGACGGCCAUCCAGUGCCAGGGGCAGAUCUUCUACGAGAGCUGCAAGGACAUCCUGCCCAAGCAGGAGCUGCUCGUGUGGUACGGCGACUGCUACGUCCAGUUCCUGGGCAUCCCUGUCAGCCUGAAGGGCAUGGCGGAGGGCAAGAGACCCCCGCAGCACCCCGAAGAAGCCGGGGAGAGCUUCAAGUGCGAGCGCUGCGGGAAGGUCUUUGCCUACAAGUACUACAGGGACAAGCACCUCAAGUACACUCGUUGCGUGGACCAGGGGGACCGCAAGUUCCCUUGUCACCUCUGCAGCCGCUCCUUCGAGAAGAGGGACAGGCUGAGGAUCCACAUCCUCCACGUCCACGAGAAGCACAGACCUCACAAGUGCUCGGUGUGUGGGAAGAGCUUCUCCCAGUCCUCCAGCCUGAACAAGCACAUGAGGGUCCACUCCGGGGAGCGCCCCUACAAAUGUGUCUACUGCAACAAGGCGUUCACGGCGUCCAGCAUCCUGCGCACGCACAUCCGGCAGCACUCCGGGGAGAAGCCCUUCAAGUGCAGGCACUGCGGCAAGGCCUUCGCCUCGCACGCCGCACACGACAGCCACGUGCGGCGCACCCACGGCCGGGACCGCCCCGGGGAGCCGCCCGGCCCCGGCACCGGGCAGUGA